Molecule: messenger RNA, 498 nt
Organism: Vombatus ursinus (common wombat)
Lineage: Eukaryota; Metazoa; Chordata; Mammalia; Diprotodontia; Vombatidae
Gene: MYL10
Product: myosin light chain 10
Exons: 6
Coding region: 55-498 (147 amino acids)
Cellular component (GO): cytoplasm; mitochondrion
Molecular function (GO): calcium ion binding
Source: RefSeq, a predicted model, not a curated record
CCCAAAAAGGCAAAGAAGAAGACAGAAGGGGGAGCUGGCUCCAAUGUGUUCUCCAUGUUUGACCAAUCCCAGAUCCAGGAGUUUAAAGAGGCCUUCACCAUCAUGGAUCAGAACCGGGAUGGCUUCAUUGAUAAGAACGACCUGAGAGACACCUUUGCUGCCCUGGGUCGCCUCAAUGUCAAGAAUGAAGAGUUGGAAGCCAUGGUGAAGGAGGCUCCUGGGCCCAUCAACUUCACCGUCUUCUUGACCAUGUUCGGUGAGAAGCUGAAGGGCACAGAUCCAGAAGAUGCCAUCCUGCAUGCUUUCAAGAUUUUUGAUGUUGAAGGAAAAGGUUUCCUUAAGGCAGACUUCAUCAAAGAAAAGCUCAUGACACAGGCAGACCGAUUCAGUGAGGAGGAGGUCAAACAGAUGUUUACAGCUUUCCCUCCAGAUGUACGUGGCAAUCUCGAUUACAAGAACCUGUGCUAUGUCAUCACCCAUGGCGAUGAGAAAGACUAG